Molecule: messenger RNA, 1991 nt
Organism: Striga asiatica
Lineage: Eukaryota; Viridiplantae; Streptophyta; Magnoliopsida; Lamiales; Orobanchaceae
Source: the annotation of a GenBank genome assembly
CUUUUUUCCGGCGAAUGGAAAACAAGAAAGCCUCCUAAACCAAUCAGUGCCUUUUUUCUUCUAUGUGAAAAAGAACUUUCCUGCGAAAAUCAUUUCAUGCCAACCUCUCUUGCGGUCCACGCACCAAUUUCUAAAGUCCAUACCAAAUGUUCCAAAAAGUCUAAAAUCCGCGUAAUAAUAAAUCAGAUUUAUUAAUCACCUUUUUAUUAUACUACUAUUUUGUUCUCCAAAUCUUUCCAUCAGAUAUUCUUCGUUUUCCUCAGCUCCAUCGUCGCCUCUAUCACGACUUCUCAACACCAGUCACCAGCUGCCCUCUUUCUUCUAUAUAUCCUCGAUUUUUUCGAAGUCAUAAUUCCUUUGAAUUCUGGGUUUCUGUUCUCUGUUUUUGUCUCCCCUUUAAAUCUGUGUACUGUGUAGCUGAGGAAAGAGGAAAAAAGAGGAAGAGGAAUAUAAUGAAGAAUAAGAACAAUGGGAAGGUUUCUGUCACUUGGAUUCCUAUUUUCUCCAUUUCUUUCUUCUUCAUCGGCAUGAUUUUCACCAACAAAUUCUGGGGUCCUUUGGAAUCCAAUAAUCUUCUCAUAACUCAGCAAAGGAGGAACCAAGAGCUUCAGAUCGUGUCCGAAGACUGCGAUACUAAGAAAAAGAAUGCUGCAGAUGAAGACAAGGAUGUAAUGAAAGAAGUGUACAAAACCCACGAUGCAAUCCAGUCGUUGGACAAGUCGAUUUCUAUGCUUCAGAUGGAAUUAUCUGCUUCUAGAAGUGCUCAGGCCAAGGGGAAAGAUGAUGGGUCAACACCAGUUUCUAGUGAAGGGCCUCCAAGGAAGAAGGCAUUUAUGGUGAUUGGUAUAAAUACUGCUUUUAGCAGUAGAAAGAGGCGUGAUUCGGUCCGAGAGACUUGGAUGCCUCAAGGGGAGCAGCUUAAAAAACUGGAGCAAGAGAAGGGGAUUGUUGUGAGAUUUAUGAUUGGACAUAGUGCAACAUCAAAUAGCAUAUUGGACAGAGCUCUCGACUCUGAAGAAGCUCAACACCAGGACUUUCUCAGACUGGAUCAUAUCGAAGGAUAUCAUGAACUAUCUGCGAAAACAAAGACUUUCUUUGCCACUGCUGUUGCAAGGUGGGAUGCUGAUUUUUAUGUCAAAGUUGAUGAUGAUGUUCAUGUUAAUCUGGGUACAUUUGCCGCAACUCUUGCCCGUCACCGUUCGAAACCCAGAGUUUACAUUGGUUGUAUGAAAUCUGGACCAGUUUUAGCUCAAAAGAAUGUUAAGUAUCACGAACCAGAAUACUGGAAAUUCGGAGAAGAAGGAAAUAAGUACUUCCGGCAUGCAACUGGGCAGAUUUAUGCUAUUUCCAAGGAUUUGGCCACCUACAUCUCGAUUAAUCAGGACAUUCUGCACAAGUACGCCAAUGAAGAUGUGUCUCUUGGUGCUUGGUUUAUUGGUCUUGAAGUCGAGCACAUUGACGAGCGCAAUAUGUGCUGCAGUACUCCACCAGAUUGCGAGUGGAAGGCACAAGCGGGAAAUGUAUGCAUUGCUUCUUUCGACUGGAGCUGCAGUGGAAUCUGCAAGUCUGUGGAGAAGAUGAAAUUCGUACACGAACAAUGUGGGGAAGGAGAAGAGGCUCUCUGGAAUGCUUUACUAUGAUAAUACAGUUCAUUUAAAAAUGUGUAUUAAAGAGAAAACCAUAAAACUCCCCCAUUUUCAGCCAUCAGAUUCGAACCACACGAUGGCCAGUGAAGGGUUUUCUCAAAUUUAUUAAAGCUAAUCAACUCUUUCUUUUGAUCUUUUGUACAAAAUGCUGUUGGAAUUGAGCUGAGCCUGAGUAGACGAAGUUUGUCCUAACUGAAAUCAUUCUUCGUAUAUAGAAAUUUCGAUACAUGCUCAUAUAUAUCUAGAUAUUCUGGAUUAUGCAGUGUAUUUGUUUUUGACAGUAAUAGGAACACACAUUUAGCUGGCUACAUAAUUUUCUCUUCCAUUCUUGUUCAUCAUNUUUGU